AAUAUGGGAAUCAAAUUCUCAACCACUGAUGGAUUGAAGCCAAACGCUAAACCCAAGUGUCCAGUGAAUGGUCACACGCCGUACUUCAAUGACCCGGCCGUUCAAAAAGCUAUACACGUAAGGGAAGGUGGGGUGCGUUGGGCCGCCUGUAGUGGUGCUUACGAUAAGACCCAUGCCUUUACAUCUCAAGAAGAGAUUGCCUUUGAUUUGAUCCAUAAGUACAAAAUCGGUCGUUUUGUUGUAUAUAACGGAGACCUCGAUAUCAUGUGUGACUUUAUAUCGGAUCAGCGCUUCGUUGAUGGGGUCGCCGCCGCCACACGAAGCAAAAAACUUGAAAACUAUCGCAAAUGGACUGAAGACGGAAAGCCCGACGGAAGGAUCGGUGGUUUUGUUCAGCACUACGAGAAUGGCCUGAGCUUUGUGUUAGUCCGCAAUGCGGGACAUAUGGUGCCCGACAAUAAGCCCGAAGCAGCUCUUCAAAUAUUUAAGCAUUUAUUCGGCAUGGUCAAACUUUAA
Molecule: messenger RNA, 516 nt
Organism: Medioppia subpectinata
Lineage: Eukaryota; Metazoa; Arthropoda; Arachnida; Sarcoptiformes; Oppiidae
Source: the annotation of a GenBank genome assembly